UUUGUUGAAGCAGGGGUUCAAACCGGCAACCCACUAGUUCCAGCAGGAACUGCUGAAGAACCGGAACGAUGUUCUGAUGCUGAGAGAUUCUGUUGGGCAGAACCGGUCUUUAUGCUAAGCUAAGCGGGUCGGUCUUAUCUGACGUGUCACACAGGAGCUGCAGUCAGAAACACCCUGAAAGUCAAACAGAGCCGGGCCUGAACACACCCGGUACCGGCGGCAGUGUCAACACGGACCCAGCUGGUUCUGCCCAGAACUCAGCUACUGAACCUGCUGCCGAACCUCCCUGUGAUCAUUUCCAACAUGACUGACCCAGUUGGUUGGGUUCUGGCUGUGACCUGCUGAACCCAUCAGAACAUCUCUGGGUCGGACCGGAUCCGCCUGGUUCUGGGAGUUCUCCAUGGCGCCAGUGGGAGCAGAGGUGACCGGGUCGUGGUUCCUGUCUUCAGGGCUCGUGGGCCUCUUCAUCCUCCUCCUCCUCCUCCUGAUCUUCCUCACAGCUCUCUGCAGCGACUGCAAAAGACAUUCGUUUGAGCUCCAGGAUUCAAAGCCAGAGAAACAUCCAUCGGCUCUAAUCAGGGUGGUGAAGCUGGAGGAGGUGAAGGAGAACCCGAUGAUCGCAGACAUCCAGAAGGACGAGAAAGAGUUUCAUCCUGGAGGAGAUCCGGUUGUGUCCUGUAGUUCCUCAGAGAGCCGGCAGGGGGAGCUGCAGCCCGCCCCAGUUCCUUCAGAGGGAACCUCGGCCCCCGUUCCUCCCUGGAGGAGCCACCUGAUGGCGCCACAGAGCAGAGAUCUGAACGGCUCCGCCCCUCAGGCCUCUGACCACGCCCACCUCACCGCCGGAGCUGAGCCGGGCGGCGGCGGCGAAGCUCUCUCACCUCCGGCCAAUCAGCUAUCAACGCAGCUGCAUUACAUCGCUCGCUCUGACGACAAGAACUCGGUUUACGCUCGAGUCAGCAAGAAGCUGCGUAUGACCAACUCACCUGUUCCCACACCGGAGGAGGCGGAGCCACAGCUGGAGGAUGAAGGAGGCUCCGCCUUUAAAUAAACUCAAUACCUGCAGCUGCUCUGCAGGGGGCGCUGUGGCUGUUUGAUUGUUAACUAUAAAGUUUAGCUGCAGAGAUCAUGAUGAUCACAACAUGGUCCAGUUUGGACCAGAACCUACAGAAUAAACAUCUUGAGUGAGGAACA
Messenger RNA from Fundulus heteroclitus (mummichog), 1191 nucleotides. RefSeq lists its product as uncharacterized. The transcript is spliced from 8 exons. NCBI's taxonomy places the organism in Eukaryota, Metazoa, Chordata, Actinopteri, Cyprinodontiformes, Fundulidae. Bases 401 to 1048 code for a protein of 215 amino acids. The record is from RefSeq and is a predicted model, not a curated record.